This is a messenger RNA of Lytechinus pictus (painted urchin), 1217 nucleotides long. RefSeq lists its product as uncharacterized. The transcript has 4 exons. Bases 40 to 864 code for a protein of 274 amino acids. Lineage: Eukaryota; Metazoa; Echinodermata; Echinoidea; Temnopleuroida; Toxopneustidae. The record is from RefSeq and is a predicted model, not a curated record.
GAUUGUUUGCGUCUAUCGCACAUUCUCUUUCUAUUUCUAAUGUGUCUCUGCUUUACAACAGGGGUGCAGAUGGUACGGUUCCCUCAAAUGGCCCACUCUCACUAUACUUUAAUUGCCUUUUCGCUGGUUGCAGUGCUUAGUCCGACAACGUGCUCUUAUCAGUCCUGGCUUAAAUUGACCAAGAGAGUAGAAGGCGAAGCUAUUUGGAGUCCCUUGCAGAAUUUAUUCGAACUUUCCUCCGAGGCUAGGUUUCGGGAAAACCUCAAUGCCAGCUACCAUGAAAUUAAAGCCACUCUUCCGCAACCCUUUCACGACAUCCUCGAUAUUCCACCGGAAGAGCGCCAUCUACCGGACGGAAUGACCAUCUAUGAUAUCUUGGAGAUGCCAGCGAUGACUGAAGAGAACAUGAGACGGAUUGCGUUCUCACGUGAAUUGCCAACUCAUGUUCCAAACAUCAGCGAAGAGAGCAUCAUCAGAGUAACCGAGGAGCAGCGGUUUCUGAAGAUCAUUAAGAGACAAGACAGCGAUUACGUCAGAGCAUGUGCAGCCAGUAGCGGUUGGGUCCAAGUAAGCGAUGGUAUCACGGUUGACAAUCAAUUCGUCGAAGUCAGUAGUGGACAGUUCUUUUUUCAAACGACUUGUUUGGAUAGCGGCGGCGCUUGUUACGGAUAUCCUACGCCCUCUACCGCUACGGAAGACCGUCUUUCCAAGUGCACCACACUGAAGUCGUGGGUAAUAGCCUGGGCCAAGGUCAGAGGCGAAACGAAGUUUGGAUGGACUCAUAUCGCCCUUGCAACUUGCUGCGCAUGCGCCGUCAAAGGCAGGCCUGGGGAUGGUAUGGUGCGAACGUCUGGAGGGGUGUAGUUUAAGUUGUAAAUGCUUUUUUUUUCCAAUAGGGUUAAGACGUUAAUAAGGUAGUACGUGUCAGUAUGACAUGAUUCCGUCGAUCAAUCUCCAGAAACACUUUUGUUGUACCAUUGUUUUCUCUUUAAUAUGUCUAAUCGGUUUUUAAAGGAAAAAAAUACAAUAGGAAUUUCUAUUACAAAAACAUAUAUAGUCAUAUUCCAAAAGCAAAUUCUUGCUUAUGACAAGCAAUGGUCCAUAUAUUUCAUCCCUAAGUUUAUCGACAUUUAUUUGAUUUCCAUUAAAAUAUGAUAAUACAAAGUAAUGUAAAUCAGAUGCAAUUUGAAGGAUCAACAUUUUAUAGUAAAGCGUGG